GUCGCCGACCCCUACGAUCGAAAUCGACCUGACUGUUGCGGUCCAGCGAGAAACCUCGUUUUUUGGUGAACGCGCGCGGGACACGGUUCGAACAGGUGUCCCGCUCGUUUCUGCGAACAAAAGUGUGACAUACGCGGCAGACUACACUUCCCGGACGUGUCCGAUCGUUUAUACAGUAAAGCGUCAGGGAAUAUCACAUGGCGUCGGCUUCAAGAAAUCGCCUUACGGUGACAAUCGUCGUGCAGACUUUGGUCAUUAUGUUGAAUUUUUGCUUUAUCGAAUGCGCAGGUGUGACCUGUUUAAAUUUCGGACAUUCCUGUUGGGGUGCGCACGGAAAGCGCAGCGAUGUUCAAGAUGCGCCCGCCUUGCGUGUUCUGACAGCUAAGACUCUGUUGAGCGAAUUCCCACAAAACGGCGUCAUGUCUUCCUCCUCUAAAGCGCAAUGGCUUCUAUCCCGCUUGGUCGCUGGACAGCCCAUACUACCGUUGACGGAUAAAUAUCGUGUUAGAUGGAAUAACGUUCCUAAGAAUAGAGGAUAUGUCCCGGCAACGUGGGAGCGCGACGCGACGUUCACGGAUAAUGAGAAUCUCGAAUCAAUCAGAGUUCCGAUUGACAAUGCGAACGAGAAAAAAGCCAGCAACGCCAAGGAUACAAUGUGUAGUAUGAAUAAGAAAUCCGAAAAUGUAGCGGAGAUCUUGUUAGUUUCACCCAAUGAAUACGAAAAGCCGACCAAUGACCCUCAAAACUUUGACGUACUGAAACUUCUGAAUAUGAGAAACGGGAAAACGGAAUAAAAGACUGCGAAGCACCGUAAAGAGUAAGAGAAUUAUCAAGAAACACCCACCGAAGAGUGAUAAUAAUUCUCUGUAAAAAGACAU
This is a messenger RNA of Odontomachus brunneus, 878 nucleotides long. RefSeq lists its product as uncharacterized. Bases 198 to 794 code for a protein of 198 amino acids. The transcript has 6 exons. Lineage: Eukaryota; Metazoa; Arthropoda; Insecta; Hymenoptera; Formicidae. The record is from RefSeq and is a predicted model, not a curated record.